AUGAGAACAUACUCCGCCUGUCCUGGUUACAAGCUCUACCAGUGUUUGUCGUCCACAUUGCAGUAUUUUGGCCAGCAGUACACGCUUACGGAACUAGCCGAGAUGGCCGACAGGGUAUACGCUGAUCAGAUGUCGGUCCAAUCCUAUACACAACCAGCCCCACCGCCGCACUCCACUGACACCGCCGAGCUAGUUGCCUGCGUUAAGGCGUUAGUUGCACAGGUGCAGGCGUUCACUUUGUCUCGCGACCGUCCACGACAACGCCAUCGCACGCGCUCCAAACAUAGGAGCCGCAUCCCCGGCGCCCACGAUUUCGAUCACCGUCGAACGGGAUUUGCUGGUAUCACCGCCGAUACGGUGAUGGCGCAAAGAAGUGUCUCACACCGUGCACAUAUACCCCCAGGUCGGGAAACCAGUAAGCCGAUCGGCCCAGGCAACGACUGUAUCCGGCUCGCCACAACCAAGUCGCCUGUUUUUCGUCACCGACCGAAUUACCGGGAUACGUUUCCUGGUUGA
Echinostoma caproni is the source of this 516-nucleotide messenger RNA. Lineage: Eukaryota; Metazoa; Platyhelminthes; Trematoda; Plagiorchiida; Echinostomatidae. The record is from the annotation of a GenBank genome assembly.